This is a messenger RNA of Monopterus albus (swamp eel), 1868 nucleotides long. It is a transcript of the gene mafbb, whose product is annotated as v-maf avian musculoaponeurotic fibrosarcoma oncogene homolog Bb. Gene Ontology annotation, molecular function: DNA-binding transcription factor activity, RNA polymerase II-specific; RNA polymerase II cis-regulatory region sequence-specific DNA binding. Gene Ontology annotation, cellular component: nucleus. Bases 296 to 1282 code for a protein of 328 amino acids. The record is from RefSeq and is a predicted model, not a curated record. Lineage: Eukaryota; Metazoa; Chordata; Actinopteri; Synbranchiformes; Synbranchidae. The transcript has a single exon. Gene Ontology annotation, biological process: regulation of transcription by RNA polymerase II.
GUGACAUCAGCCAAUGCAGCUUUAUGAACAAAGUGCGCCUCUCCCUAACAGGCAGAUGUGCGUCCAGUCCUCUUGCAUCAGUGGACUUUGUGGCUUGAAGCCAAACGGACUGUGCGGUGCAGAAUCACCACUCCGUGCAGACUUUAGGCUGGACGCCUUUUAUGCACGCAUGUUUUUUCUUCUGUACUGAAAAUCAAAGUUUGGAAUUACUGUUAUUUUAAAAGUGCGUGCGCUUUCACUGAAUGCGUGAAAUAGCUGUGGACAUUUGGAGAUUUUUUUGAAGAGACUCAUUCUAAUGACCGCUGAGACGCGUUCAUUUCUGGAACUGCACAAAACCCCCAUGGAUUUCGUCAGUGACUUCGACUUAAUGAAGUUCGGCAUCAAGAAGGAGGCGCUGCAGGGGAUGGACCGCUCGUUCGUCGGGCCGUGCAGCCAGCUCCAGACACCAGACUCUGUCUCCUCCACCCCUGGCAGCACACCUUGUAACUCGGUACCCUCAUCACCAAACCUCAAUCCAAACGAGCACAGAAAUAACCCGGGAAGCGACCAGUUCUGGAUAGCCAACAACGGGGGUUACCCUCAGCAAAUGUACCCUCAGUCUUUUGGCCUGACACCCGAGGACGCAGUUGAGGCCCUCAUCGGCGUCACAGCGCAGCAGGGCCACCCAUCUGCGCCCCAUAGUCACCAUCCGCCACCUUUCCAAGCUGAAUACGAAGGGUACAACCACCUGAACGAGCCUGUCCAGCACUACCCGGGACUCCCAGGUCAUCCAGACAUGCAGGGCAUGCCCAGCAGUCACUGCCAAGACCCCUAUCUCAAGGAUGACCUGGGAAGUGCGUCCCCUCAGUCGCCAGAGGUCCAGCAGGUCCUCGGUGCGCACCAUCAUCUCCAGCAGCAGCACAGCCGCCACGACAGACGAUCCAAUCCUGAGAUGCACUUCUCAGACGAUCAGCUGGUGUCUAUGUCAGUCAGGGAGCUGAACCGUCUUAUCAGAGGCCUCAGCAAGGACGAAGUGAUGCGUCUGAAGCAGAAGCGCCGAACCCUGAAAAACAGAGGUUACGCACAAUCCUGCCGCUAUAAACGCGUACAACAGAAACACAUUUUGGAGCACGAAAAGACCAGCCUGGUGUCACAGGUCGAGCAGCUGAGACAGGAACUCAAUAGACUGAUCCGGGAGAGGGAUGCAUACAAACUUAAAUGUGAGAAUCUGUCCGGCGCCGGCUCUUACCACGAAACUGGGUCCACCAGUGACAACCCUUCCUCACCCGAGUAUUUAAUGUGAGUUUGUUAAUUUACUGCAGAAGUGAUUCUUUUAGGGAGGCAUUGACGCGUUGACAACUCGCCUUGUUCCUUCACAAACAAUCUCAUGGAUUCAUCAAGCUUUAAAUGAUGUUGAACGUUGGGAUAUCACCGAAGUAAUUGUAAUAACUACAUCGAGGCAACAAGUUAUGAAUGGAAAAUUACAAUGAAGCACGCAUGCAGGACAUGUAGGCUAUGAGAUGUUUUUAUUUUAUACAGGCUUAUACAGACAUUUUACCUGAGAGGAGAUACUUGAAAUCAGAGAAUAUUUCCCUUUAUUAAUAUACAACUUAAACCCUUCUGCUUCAGUUAAAGCUCAGUUUUUAUUUUGAUGAUUUUGCUUUGCUUAGUCUUUGUAGCUCAGGUGAUAUUUUGUGAUCAGCUUCCUUAGAAAAGAUGCCGAUAAUAAUGAUGCUAGAAAUUGCAUUUAUAUUAUUUUGUAUGAAACUUCUUCUGCCGGACAGAUGUAUUUUUAUUUGCUUUAAAAAAAAUAUAUAUAUAUAGUAUACACUUAUGCAAAUUGUUUCAUCUACUAUGUUUUCAUUUACCAUGGAUCAAUAAACCUAUUG